GUUAGCAGGUGUUUAUAUUUUAGUUUGAUAUUAAAAUCAAUAGGGAUUUGUUCGCAUUUUAAAUGUUUUAAGAAAUUAACUUUAACCUGAGAAAUAGUACUUACUUCGGUAACAAAAUAACGUGUUAAUAUCUUGACCGAAUACAAGGCAUUUUAGAAUAAAUCAAAAUGGAUAUAGACCUGUAUGAUGAGUUUGGUAAUUAUAUUGGACCAGAACUGGAAAGUGAUGCUGAAGAAGACGAUGAGCAAAGCAUAUAUGGUCAAGUCGAACCAGAGGAUGACGAUGCUAUUGCAGAUGAAGAUGAACAUGUCGGAGAACAAGAAGGUACAAUGUCUGUUGUCUUGCAUGAAGAUAAAAGGUAUUACCCUUCAGCUGUCGAAGUAUUUGGACCUGACGUAGAAACCAUAGUACAAGAAGAAGAUGCCCAGCCAUUAGAUGUUCCUUUAAUGGAACCAGUGAAAAAAAAGAAGUUUCAUUUAAAAGAACAAGAAUUGCCAGAGACUGUUUAUAACAUGGAAUUUUUAGCCGAUAUGAUGGACAAUCCAAUGCUCAUUCGUAACGUUGCUUUAGUAGGCCAUUUGCACCAUGGAAAGACUUCUUUUGUUGAUUGUUUAGUACGACAAACACAUCCCACAUCCUUUGAUGUAGCAGAAGAGAAAGAUGUGAGAUAUACUGAUACAUUAUUUAUCGAACAAGAAAGGGGUGUCAGUAUCAAAUCCACACCUAUCACAUUGGUUCUGCCAGAUAUUAAACACAAAAGCUAUUUGAUGAAUAUAUUUGAUACACCAGGUCAUGUAAACUUCUCUGAUGAAGUGACAGCAGCCAUGCGUUUAUGUGAUGGUGUUGUGUUAUUUGUUGAUGCAGCCGAAGGUGUACUUUUAAAUACUGAACGAAUUUUGAAGCAUGCUUUGCAUGAGAGACUUGAUAUAGUUGUUUGCAUUAAUAAAAUCGAUAGAUUAAUGCUAGAAUUGAAAUUACCACCACUUGAUGCUUAUUAUAAGCUGAGACAUAUUAUUGAAGAAAUUAAUGGUCUUAUGACAUUACAUUCUAAAGAUGAUGCACAAUUGAUAUCACCAGCUUUGGGUAAUGUUUGUUUUGCAAGUUCCCAGUAUGGAAUGUGUUUCACAUUGAAAUCAUUUGCCAGCAUUUAUGAGCAGUUUUAUCCAGGAAUUAAUGCAGAUGAAUUUGCCAGAAGGUUAUGGGGUGAUAUCUACUUUAAUAGUAAAAGUCGCAAAUUCACCAAAAAGCCACCACAUCAGACAGCUCAAAGAAGUUUCAUUGAGUUCAUUCUGGAACCAUUGUACAAAGUUUUUGCUCAAGUUGUUGGCGAUGUAGAUCUUCAGUUGGCGGAUUCUUUAGCAGAACUUGGUAUAAGCCUAACCAAAGAGGAAAUGAAGUUAAAUGUGAGGCCUUUGUUGAGAAUCGUUUGCAACAGAUUUAUGGGAGACUUUAGUGGAUUUGUGGAUAUGUGUGUGAGGCAAAUACGUUCGCCAGUAGAUAAUGCCAAAAACAAAAUUGAUCACUUGUAUCUUGGGCCUAAUGAUAGCAGGAUUUAUGAAGAUAUGUUGAAAUGCAACCAAGAUGGAAAACUAAUGGUUCAUUCUAGCAAAAUGUACCCUACUGAUGAUUGCACAUUCUUCCAAGUUUUAGCUAGAGUUAUGAGUGGCACAUUAUAUGCAAAUCAGGAAGUUCGAAUUUUGGGAGAAAAUUAUACAUUGAUGGACGAAGAAGAUUCUAGAGUUCUAACUGUUGGCAGAUUAUGGAUAUAUGAAGCCAGAUAUAAGGUUGAAGUAAAUCGCAUUCCUGCUGGUAACUGGGUUCUCAUAGAAGGUAUCGAUCAACCAAUUGUAAAAACAGCUACUAUAACUGAUUUGGAUACCACAGAAGAUGUGUACAUAUUUAGACCAUUGAAAUUCAAUACACAGUCUGUUAUUAAAAUAGCUGUAGAGCCAGUUAAUCCUUCAGAAUUGCCAAAAAUGUUAGAUGGAUUAAGAAAGGUUAAUAAGUCAUAUCCACUUCUAACAACAAAAGUUGAAGAAUCUGGAGAGCACGUUGUUCUAGGUACUGGAGAAUUAUAUCUAGAUUGCGUUAUGCACGAUUUGAGAAAAAUGUACUCAGAAAUUGAUAUCAAAGUGGCUGAUCCUGUUGUGUCAUUCUGUGAAACUGUUGUUGAAACAAGUUCCUUAAAAUGUUUUGCUGAAACUCCAAAUAAAAGAAAUAAAAUUACUAUGAUUGCCGAACCUCUAGAAAAAGGUUUGGCUGAAGAUAUUGAAAGUGAAAGUGUUAGGAUCGAUUGGAACAAAAAGAAAUUAGGAGACUUCUUCCAAACGAAAUAUGACUGGGAUUUGCUAGCUGCUAGAUCUAUAUGGGCUUUUGGACCGGAAACUACAGGUCCAAAUAUUCUUGUUGACGACACAUUGCCAUCUGAGGUUGACAAAGGACUUUUGGAGUCUGUUAAAGAUUCUAUUGUGCAAGGUUUCCAAUGGGGUGCGAGGGAAGGACCUCUUUGUGAAGAACCUAUUAGAAAUGUUAAAUUUAAAAUUUUGGAUGCUGUUAUUGCUGACGAGCCAUUGCAUAGAGGAGGAGGUCAAGUCAUUCCCACAGCGCGUCGAGUAGCAUAUUCAGCUUUUUUGAUGGCCACUCCUCGUCUAAUGGAGCCUUACUUAUUUGUAGAAGUUUUGGCUCCUGCUGAUUGUGUGUCUGCUGUUUAUACAGUACUUGCAAAACGAAGAGGGCACGUGACUCAAGAUGCUCCAGUUCCUGGUUCUCCUCUGUAUACGAUCAAAGCGUUUAUACCAGCCAUAGAUUCAUUUGGUUUCGAAACUGACCUGAGAACGCAUACACAAGGGCAGGCUUUCUGUUUAUCAGUAUUUCAUCAUUGGCAGAUUGUUCCCGGUGAUCCAUUGGACAAGAGCAUAAUAAUUCGUCCUUUGGAACCUCAGCCAGCUACACAUUUAGCAAGAGAAUUCAUGGUUAAAACAAGAAGGAGGAAAGGGCUUUCUGAAGACGUAUCUAUAAACAAAUUUUUCGAUGAUCCUAUGUUGUUAGAAUUAGCUAGGCAAGAUGUACUAUUAAAUUAUCCUUUGUAA
This is a messenger RNA of Ctenocephalides felis (cat flea), 3089 nucleotides long. RefSeq names its product 116 kDa U5 small nuclear ribonucleoprotein component. Gene Ontology annotation, biological process: mRNA splicing, via spliceosome. The transcript has 15 exons. The record is from RefSeq and is a predicted model, not a curated record. NCBI's taxonomy places the organism in Eukaryota, Metazoa, Arthropoda, Insecta, Siphonaptera, Pulicidae. Gene Ontology annotation, cellular component: U2-type catalytic step 2 spliceosome; U4/U6 x U5 tri-snRNP complex; cytosol. Gene Ontology annotation, molecular function: GTP binding; GTPase activity; U5 snRNA binding. Bases 168 to 3089 code for a protein of 973 amino acids.